AGGCCUGGCUCACGGCGCCCCUGCUGCAGGGCGCCUUUGGCCGGACACCGCUGUACCGGGCUGCCUUUGGGGGCCACCUGGAGGCUGUGGAGGUGCUUCUGAAGCUCGGAGCUGAUCCCCGGGUGUACGCGGACGACGGCAGCACCCCUGCGCAGGUGGCCUCGCUGGACGCUGUGGCCAGCGUGCUGCAGUCGUGGGACCUGAGCCUCACUGAGGCCAUGCUCCGUAACAUGGAGGCCGAGCGGCAGCGCCGGGCCCAGGAGGCCGAGCGUAACAAGGAGGCAGAGGCCAAGCGCGUGAAUCUCAAGGUGCAGCAGCUGGCUAAGGAACAGCAGCAGUGUCACAAAGAGCUGCAGCAGGCCUACUGUGAACUCAGCCGGAGGGUCACCGAACACGACAAGUGUGAGCAGAGACACAUGGGCAAGACCGAGCUCACGCUGCAGGCCAUCAAAGACGCAGAGGCCCAAGUGGACAGGCUACGGCAGGAGGCCCAGAAGGCCGAGGAGUCGCUGGCCAUGGCCAGGCUGGAGCUGCGGGAGCAGACUCAGGAGGGCGAGGAAGAGGCGCCCGGGCUGAAGUGCCAGGUCACUGAGCUGCACGACGUGCUAAUGAAGGACGUGGGGGACCGCAUCCGCGCCGAUGGCCGGUGGCCUCUUGUCAUCGACCCUUCGGGCCAGGCGGCCACCUUCUUGCGCUACCAGGACACCAACUACGUGGACACGGUGAACCCGGACCACCUGCGGCCGGAGAGGAUUCGGUUGGCGCUGCUGGGGGCCCUUAGGUACGGGAAGCCGCUGGUGUUCGACCUGCGCGAGGUGGACCUGUUUCCCGCGGUGCAGCGGCAGCUGGAGGCGGUGCAGCCAGGCCUGGCGGAGGAGCUGCUGAGCCGCCGGCUGCUGGACGGGGACAGGUACCAGUCGCUGCUGCGGCCCAACGACGGGCCCGAGUACGGCCCCACCCAGUUCCAGGAGGCGCGCCUGGGGCAAUUCCGCCUCUUCUUCGUCACCAAGGUUCAGUGGCCCCCCGCCGAGCAGCUGCGGAUCCUGCUCCCAGUGCGGGUACAGCUGCCUCGCGGAGGCCUUUAAAGACCCGCCUCAAUAAAGCAAAGUGCGCCGCGGGGCGCUGGGCCUA
Molecule: messenger RNA, 1131 nt
Organism: Pteropus alecto (black flying fox)
Lineage: Eukaryota; Metazoa; Chordata; Mammalia; Chiroptera; Pteropodidae
Gene: IQANK1
Product: IQ motif and ankyrin repeat containing 1
Exons: 8
Coding region: 219-1085 (288 amino acids)
Source: RefSeq, a predicted model, not a curated record